UAUUUGACCUCUGGGGUGAAACGGUCGGCCGGCGUCCUGCAGCAACAGACGCCCUCCGCACUUAGCAGGGACACAAAGUUGUCGGGGUCAAACUGCAACCCGUUUAUAACCAGGAAACCAGCUCGUUGAUCCAUGAGGACAGGGUGAGUGUACCUAUGUAACCUGGUCCAGUUCAGACCUGACCUGGGAUCUGGCUGCAGCCUCGUAAUAAUCCUCUAAAGAGCAUUAGCGGGCUAACUUUGGCCCGGACUGUGACAUCGGCGACUUCACUUCAGGUUGUUCGCCAUGAUGCAGAUACCUGAAUCCUACAACCAGAAGAACUCGCUCUUCAACGCCAUGAACCGCUUCAUUGGCGCCGUCAACAACAUGGACCAGACGGUGAUGGUGCCCAGCCUGCUGCGGGACGUCCCGCUGGACGAUGCAGAGGACGCAAAGGCGGCGAGGACCGCUAACGGUGCCGCAGCCACCAAUGGCUACUUCCAGCAGGACGCCGACAUGUACAGCUCGUACGUGCUGCUCAAGUCCAUCCGCAAUGACAUAGAGUGGGGCGUCCUGCAGGGCGACGAGCGGCGGAAGGAGAAGGCUGGCGUGGCGACGGAGGCGGUGGCGGUGGCGGAGGACGACCUGGAGAAAGAGUUUCAUUUCCACCUGAAUGGACUCCACUCGGUUCUGUCCAAACUGACGCGCAAGGCUAACACGCUAACGACCCGCUACAAGGAGGAGAUCGGCUGCAGGAACUGAGCGAUUCAUUUAUAGAAAUUAUAUUCAACCGUAACCGUGUCUUUGAACACGUUGGCUCAUUUACUACAAAGCAGCUUUAGUUUCAGUUCUGAGAGGAAACUAAAGACAAUCGACACUGUAUCCGAUCUAUUGAUUGGAUAAAGUGACGAUUUUUUUGCACAAAUUUUUUUUUCACAUUUUUUUUGCACAAAAAGAUUUUUUGCACAAAUAUUAAAAGAUACCCAGAAAUAUCUGGGUAUCUUUUAAUAUUUGUAAUACCCAAGUUCGAGGUUCAGCGUGUUCAAAUGUAAAAACACUGUAGACACCAACAGGCCACACACAAGAUUAUAGGUGAAAAUAACUGUGUCCCCCGAUGUUGGAGCUGUUUACAAUGACACGUUCAAAGUCUCAUCUUAAUGAUAUUAAACAGGUUUAAACAGGUUUGCAAACUUUCUGGCUUUUGCCUCAAAAACUGUUGUCUUCUAGUUAAACCAAACUGUUGUUUUUGUCUCCUUUUAAUUUGAAUAAUUAAUCACGAUGGAGAGAAAACCCUCUAGUUAUCAGGGUUAGUUAGUUACUACAAAAGUUACUUUGUAGUCAAGGAACUAUCUGAGCGAAAAAAUAAAUCAAACGUACACUGAGUGAGAAUCACCGGAUCUGUAGAUAUCUGGGAAAAUGAUGACAAUAAAACAUUAAGAGACGUGAAUUUGAAUGUCUUGAUCAGUUUACUAGUCCUACUCAGUUGUUAAAACAAAAGGGGACCGGAGUACGGUCCCUGGGGAAGCCACAGGACGAAAAACAGAGUAAUAGGUACAUUCUUGUUCCGUCCUGUCUUUUGUGAGAAAGAAAAGAUUACACUCGCCUUAUCUUGUGUUUGACACUCUGAUAAUGUUCAGCGGGGGCCGACUAUCAAAUGUCAAAGUGUCCUUGAACACACCGCCGCUCAGUGAUAGCGAGAAAGUGAACUCCUUCUCCCUGAAAGGAUUUGUAGUUAAUGAGCUAAAAUGUGCAAAAACACCAGUGUGGUUUGUUACAGAGUGUUUAUAUUUAUCACAAAGGCACUGAGGGGUCGAGAUUGGGCAAAUAACUGCAGCGAGAAACAGAUAUUUUCUCCAGUUGUUUGUCCGACUGUAUUUACACUGUUGAUGUUGCUCUAUGUUUUCAGGGUUUUUUGUGCGUUUGUCCUUCUUUUCUAAACUAUGCAAACACGCUUGGAACGAGACUCGGCUUUAAACAUCUACAAACUGUUGGUUUAAAGAAGAUAAUGGGCCUUUUUCUCAGCAGAAAUAGUAGGGUAAGAACGGCUGUGAAAAAGAUGGUGGCCGAUCAGCAGUGAGUCAACGCACCAACAAUGAACCGAUAAUCAAUAAUUAACUGUUUACAUCGUUGCUAAAAAACCCAACUGUUCUCUGUUUGCAUCUUCUAAAAUCAGGGAUUAUUUACACUAUUAUGAACCUGAUUGGCAUUUUAUUUGAUUAAUCAAUUGUUCACUUUCAGUAAUGUUAUUGUUCAGUCUGUAAAAUGUCAGAAAACUGAGCUGAUGUCUCCAAAUGUCCGACCAACAUUUUAAAACCUAAAGAAAUUCAGUUUUCUGUGAUAUAAAACAGAAAAUCUUCACAUUUCAGAGGCUAGAAAGAAAAGUGUUUCUCCACUUUAAAGUGGUAAAAUAAAAAGGUUGGUGUUUGUCGGUCUGACUGAAGCUGUGUUGACUCAUUUCAUCGGCUGAUAAAGUCUGUUAGUACCUGAUGAUGAACCCAUUCAGAACUGUAGCUCGAUUAUCCCGAACUAAAAGAAAGAAAAGAGUUAAAGACGGAUUUUCAUCCAUCCAGACAUAAAAAAAGUCUUAAAUAUAAAAUCUGAGACAUUAAAGAGAAGCUUUAAUAAUGAGGUCGAUGACGUUUCUGUGAAAAACACUGCAUUUCUUACAUAAACAGCUAUGCAUUUUUCUAUUUAAUGUCCAGCUUGGCAAUUAAAGGUUUUGAUGAGUAUUUUUGUGUUUUCUG
Morone saxatilis (striped sea-bass) is the source of this 2723-nucleotide messenger RNA. Its product is annotated as mid1-interacting protein 1-B-like. NCBI's taxonomy places the organism in Eukaryota, Metazoa, Chordata, Actinopteri, Moronidae. Gene Ontology annotation, cellular component: cytosol. Bases 286 to 741 code for a protein of 151 amino acids. The record is from RefSeq and is a predicted model, not a curated record. Gene Ontology annotation, biological process: regulation of lipid biosynthetic process. The transcript has a single exon.